AUUCGUGUUGUCUCCCCCAACCAAGAGCCCGCCCGUUGUUUGUAGCUUUCUUCACCCAAACAGGCCCUUAUAAAUCUCUCUCCCAUUUCUCUCCUCUUUCUCCAACUCUCUCUCUCUCUCUCUCUCGUUGUUCCUUCAAUUCUAGCUAAGCCGACCCAAUUAGCUGCUAACUGUUCAUUUUUGGUGAAUUUGGUCGCCAUUGAUGGAUACUAAGAUCGGACCAGUCGACACCUGCAAGGCCAUCUGCAGCGACGUCGGCUGCCUGCCCCAGAACGGCGGCGUCUGUGCCAUCCAGAACACCGCCCCGGUGCCGCUCAUCAACUGCGCUGAGUCCACGCUGGGCCGCCACCUGGCGCGCCGUCUCGUGGAGAUCGGCGCCAACGACGUCUUCUCGGUCCCCGGCGACUUCAACCUCACGCUGCUCGACCACCUCAUCGCCGAGCCGGAGCUCAACCUCGUCGGCUGCUGCAACGAGCUCAACGCAGGCUACGCCGCCGACGGUUAUGCCCGCUCACGCGGCGUCGGCGCCUGCGUCGUCACCUUCACCGUCGGUGGCCUCAGCGUCCUCAACGCCAUCGCCGGUGCCUACAGCGAGAACCUCCCCGUCAUUUGCAUCGUCGGCGGCCCCAACUCCAACGACUACGGCACCAACCGGAUUCUGCACCAUACCAUCGGCCUCCCAGAUUUCAGCCAAGAGCUCCGCUGCUUCCAGACCGUCACCUGCUUUCAGGCUGUGGUGAAUAACUUGGAAGAUGCACACGAACUCAUCGAUACCGCCAUUUCAACCGCACUGAAAGAAAGCAAGCCUGUCUAUAUAAGUAUAAGCUGUAACUUGCCGGGGAUUCCUCAUCCCACUUUCAGCCGGGAGCCAGUCAAGUUUUCCCUCUCUCCACGAUUGACUAAUCAGAUGGGUUUGGAAGCGGCGGUGGAGGCGGCGGCGGAGUUCCUGAACAAGGCAGUGAAGCCCGUGAUGGUAGCGGGGCCGAAGCUGCGGGUGGCUAAGGCAGGCGACGCCUUCGUGGAGCUCGCCGAGGCGUGCGGCUACGCGAUGGCGGUGAUGCCGUCAGCGAAAGGACUCGUCCCGGAGCACUACCCGCGCUUCAUCGGCACCUACUGGGGCGCCAUCAGCACCGCCUUCUGCGCCGAGAUCGUCGAGUCUGCCGAUGCCUACCUCUUCGCCGGUCCAAUCUUCAAUGACUACAGCUCCGUCGGCUACUCACUGCUGCUCAAGAAGGAGAAAGCCAUCAUCGUCCAGCCGGAUCGGGUGGUGAUCGCCAACGGCCCGGCGUACGGCUGCAUUCUGAUGAGGGAUUUCUUGAAGGCUCUGGCGAAGCGGCUGAAAUGCAACACCACAGCCUACGAGAAUUAUCACCGGAUCUACGUGCCGGAGGGGUGCCCACCGAAGUGCCAGCCGAACGAGCCGCUGAGAGUGAACGUUCUGUUUCAGUAUAUUCAGAGGAUGCUUUCCGGCGACACCGCCGUGAUUGCUGAAACAGGGGAUUCAUGGUUCAAUUGCCAAAAGCUGAAGCUGCCGAAGGGAUGUGGAUAUGAGUUCCAGAUGCAGUAUGGAUCGAUUGGUUGGUCGGUGGGUGCCACUCUUGGAUACGCCCAGGCUGCCAAGGACAAGCGAGUGAUUGCUUGCAUUGGCGAUGGCAGCUUCCAGGUGACGGCGCAGGAAAUAUCAACAAUGCUGAGAUGCGGGCAGAGGACCAUCAUCUUCCUGAUAAACAACGGUGGGUACACCAUAGAAGUUGAGAUUCACGACGGUCCUUACAAUGUGAUCAAGAACUGGAACUACACCGGCCUCGUGGACGCCAUUCACAAUGGCGAGGGCAAGUGCUGGACCACAAAGGUAUGCACCGAGGAAGACUUGGUAGAAGCCAUAGAGACGGCAACGGGGGCCAAGAAAGACUGCUUGUGCAUCAUAGAGGUGAUAGUUCACAAGGAUGACACGAGCAAAGAGCUGCUUGAAUGGGGGUCUAGGGUUUCUGCUGCCAAUAGCCGCCCCCCCAAUCCUCAGUAAAUUGAAUAAUAAUAACAACAAUAAUAGUAAUAAUAAUAUUCUUGAUUUGUUACCAUGGACGUUGGGGUGGAGGUGGAGAUGGAGAUGGAGAUGGUUGCUGCUGCUGCUGCUGGGUUUUUGUUAAUUGUCUUCUUGCGGGCGGGUACCUGCGUGAAGGUUGUAGUGCGUAUUUGAGCUCCUUAUUAUAUACAUACAUAUAGAAGAGAGUAUGAUGGUGUUGCUUUGCUUACUGAGUCUGUAUUUUAUUUCACCGCUUUCUCAAUGUUAAAUCAAUCUUAAUGUAUUCGCCCCCUGGGAAUUUAUGGGUUUAUUUUAUUGGGGGUGGACUUCACUGGCA
Diospyros lotus (date-plum) is the source of this 2360-nucleotide messenger RNA. Its product is annotated as pyruvate decarboxylase 1. Lineage: Eukaryota; Viridiplantae; Streptophyta; Magnoliopsida; Ericales; Ebenaceae. The transcript is spliced from 6 exons. Bases 203 to 2023 code for a protein of 606 amino acids. Gene Ontology annotation, molecular function: carboxy-lyase activity; thiamine pyrophosphate binding; magnesium ion binding. The record is from RefSeq and is a predicted model, not a curated record.